UCCGCCCUUUAUUCUGCUUUCUCGUCCGUCUAAUCUCCCUACUCUCUCCUCUCUCCUCUCUCCCUCCCCAAACCCUAGAAACCCCCUACCCUUUCCAAAACGAAAUUUUAUGUGAUUUAUGUCCUAAAUCAUCUUAAUUAGGGCUUCAGUUUUACCAAUAUCAGUGGAAUUGCAAUUUUGAUUAAAAAAUUUGUGAGGAGAGGAAUGGCGUCAUCGGCAACAAGCACCGUUUACACCGAAGUUAUAGAAGACGUCAUCGACAAGAUCCGGGAUGAGUUCAUCAAUAACAGUGGUCCCGGAGAGACUGUCCUUAGUGAGCUCCAAGGACUUUGGGAGAAGAAAUUGAAGCAAGCGGGUGUUUUAUCGGGUUCAAUAGUGAGGUCAUCAGCUAAUAAGCAACCGGUGCCUGGUGGUCUUACUCCAGUCCACGACCUUAAUGUACCGUAUGAAGGGACUGAGGAAUACGAGACUCCCACUGCUGAGAUACUCUUCCCUCCUACACCUUUGCAAACCCCCAUGCAGACACCAUUGCCAGGAAGUGCACAAACACCUUUACCUGGGAAUGUGCAGACACCUUUACCUGGUAGUGUGGACAAUUCAUCCAUGUAUAACAUUCCUACUGGAUCUAGUAGUGAUUAUCCCACCCCUGUUAGCGAUGCUGGGGGCAGUACUGAUGGAAAAGCUGGGAGACCCAGCCAUUUCAUGCAAUCUCCUUCCACUUUGAUGCAUCAAAGGCCACCUCUUGAUGUCAAUGUUGCUUAUGUGGAAGGGCGGGAUGAGGUGGACAGAGGAGCCUCUCAUCAAACCUUGACACAGGACUUCUUCAUGUCUUCUGGAAAACGGAAGCGCGGGGAUUUUGUUCCAAAAUUUAACAAUGGUGGAUUCAUACCCCAGCAAGAUGGAGCUGUGGAUUCUGCAUCUGAGGUUUCACAGGUAAGCCAAGGGAACAAUCCCCAUGGCAGAUGUGACACUAUCACAACUAAAAAUAGAGAGAUCUUAGCACGAGUGUCGAGUUCAUAUUUGAAGAUUCCUCAAGUGGAUGGGCCCAUUCCUGAUCCUUAUGAUGACAUGCUUUCAACUCCCAAUAUAUACAAUUAUCAAGGAGUUGCUAAUGAAGAUUACAAUAAUGCAAACACACCAGCUCCCAAUGAUUUACAGGCAAGUACCCCAGCUGUUGUCAGUCAAAAUGAUGAUGUAGAUGAUGACGAUGAUGAACCACUGAAUGAAGAUGACGACGACGACGAGGAUCUGGAUGGUGUGGACCAAGGAGAGGAGCUGAACACACAGCAUUUGAUUUUAGCUCAAUUUGACAAGGUGACUCGUACCAAGAGCAGGUGGAAAUGCACGCUCAAGGAUGGUGUUAUGCACAUAAACAACAGGGACAUUCUCUUUAACAAGGCAACAGGGGAAUUUGACUUCUGAUUUUGUUAGGGAAAUGUCUGCUUGGCAGCAAGUAUCAUUUAAUUUUAAGGGCUUAUCCUGAGUCGCCAUUGGGCGUGUUGUAAGUUUUCUUAAAAUUGUCCAGUGAGAGCUCAAGUGAGCGAGAUGAUAUUUAUUUGAACUGAAACCCUUUUGAAGACUGGGUUGGAUGGUUGGCCUACUGUGUACAUAAUGGAAGAGUUUUUACGGCUUUCUAUCCGCAGGAGGAUUUUCUUGGGGAUUUACCACUUCUCCAAUGCAAUCUGUAAUUUUAUUUAUGAAUGCACUGGAUAAAUUGCUACAUCCCAUUCUUAUUUA
Messenger RNA from Populus euphratica (Euphrates poplar), 1737 nucleotides. Its product is annotated as transcription factor-like protein. The transcript has 11 exons. Bases 205 to 1422 code for a protein of 405 amino acids. Gene Ontology annotation, biological process: transcription initiation at RNA polymerase II promoter; transcription by RNA polymerase II. Lineage: Eukaryota; Viridiplantae; Streptophyta; Magnoliopsida; Malpighiales; Salicaceae. The record is from RefSeq and is a predicted model, not a curated record. Gene Ontology annotation, cellular component: transcription factor TFIIA complex.